Messenger RNA from Priceomyces carsonii, 1155 nucleotides. Its product is annotated as mitochondrial 54S ribosomal protein mL38. The record is from RefSeq and is a predicted model, not a curated record. The coding region runs from base 1 to 1155 and encodes 384 amino acids. Lineage: Eukaryota; Fungi; Ascomycota; Pichiomycetes; Serinales; Debaryomycetaceae. The transcript has a single exon.
AUGCUUCCUGUUCAUUCUUUAAAGAGAAAAUCUUUAUCUUGUGGCUUUUUGAGGAGUUUGGGCACUAGCCUGAGAAAUCAAGGUGUUUGGAGCGAUUUUUCAUCGAGACCAAGAAGCCUAAAAGUACAAUCAGAGGUUAACGACGGCUUAUUUCAUGGUAUCAAUGAGAAAACAGGACCAUUUUCUUAUAAGGAGCUUGAUCGUAAAUUAGCAUAUCACUCGCCAGUUCUCAUUGAUGAAACCUUUAAGCUAGCCUACAAGGAAUUAGAGAAUGAGAGUCAAAAAAUAUAUGAAGAAAUUAAAGAGUUAAAUAAAUCUCUCGAAAAUACCAAAGAGACGUCCGAAAAGCAUCGUAUCAAAGAUGAAAUAGAUCACCUUCUUAUAUUGGCUGAGUCUAGAAACCCAGAAGUCAUGUAUAAUGCUGAGUUCAAUUUGGGCAGUGUCGAUAAGAGCCAUCCAGUUUACAGGAAUAUUUUGAAGAAAAAAUGGGAAUCAUAUGAUUUAAUGGUCACAAUGCAAAGGUUGGAACAGUUGCAUGUUAUACCUGAUACAUUGCCUACUUUAAACCCGCUAGUAGAUGUCAAGGUCAGAUUUCCACACAAUGUGGAUAAAGAGUUUGCUGGCUGGGUCACCCCUGGUGAGAUAUUACCAUCCUUCGCAGUGUCCCAACCUCCGGAAAUUUUGAUACAAGAGUUCGAAAGAACAGAUGCUAAAAACUUGUAUUCUGUCUUGAUAGUAAAUCCUGAUACACCUGACGUAGAGAAGAACUCCUUCACGACAACUUUACAGUAUGGGCUCGCAAAUGUUCCAUUAGAUGCUGUUGAUAAUCUUAUAAGCAUUAAGAAGCUAAUGGAAAAAGGGGAAGAAUACACAUUUAAUGCAUAUAUCCCAAUAUUACCUGAAAAGAAUGCUUCAACACAGAGAGCAUGCGUUUGGGUCUUUAGGCAAUCAAAAAAGCUUUCUAUCGAUGGAGAUAUUUCUAGCGAUAAGUUUGAUAUUAGGUUCUUUGUCGAACAAAAUGGUUUAUUGCCUGUUGGUGCCCAUGUUUGGAGACAACAUUUUGAUAGAAGCGUCAACAGAAUCAGAAGUGAUUAUGGUCUUGAAAAAAAUAGAGUCUUCCACCGGGUACGCAGACCUAAUCCUGUUAUUGAAUAA